AUGCCAGCUAAAUUCGAAAAAGGUUCUGAAAAGAAGGGUGCUACUCUCUUCAAGACCAGAUGUUUGCAAUGUCACACCGUUGAGGAGGGCGGACCACACAAGGUUGGUCCAAACUUGCACGGUGUUUUUGGCAGAAAGUCUGGUGAGGCUGCUGGUUACUCUUACACCGACGCCAACAAGAAGAAGGGUGUUGUCUGGUCCGAGCAAACCAUGUCUGACUACUUGGAGAACCCAAAGAAGUACAUUCCAGGUACCAAGAUGGCUUUCGGUGGUUUGAAGAAGCCAAAGGACAGAAACGACUUGAUCACCUACUUGGCUAGUGCCACCAAAUAA
Molecule: messenger RNA, 333 nt
Organism: Clavispora lusitaniae ATCC 42720
Lineage: Eukaryota; Fungi; Ascomycota; Pichiomycetes; Serinales; Metschnikowiaceae
Gene: CYC1
Product: cytochrome c
Biological process (GO): mitochondrial electron transport, cytochrome c to oxygen; mitochondrial electron transport, ubiquinol to cytochrome c
Cellular component (GO): mitochondrial intermembrane space
Molecular function (GO): electron transfer activity; heme binding
Source: RefSeq, a predicted model, not a curated record